This is a messenger RNA of Cyclopterus lumpus (lumpfish), 2430 nucleotides long. It is a transcript of the gene mkrn2, whose product is annotated as makorin, ring finger protein, 2. The coding region runs from base 473 to 1819 and encodes 448 amino acids. Gene Ontology annotation, molecular function: ubiquitin protein ligase activity; metal ion binding. Gene Ontology annotation, biological process: protein polyubiquitination. The record is from RefSeq and is a predicted model, not a curated record. The transcript is spliced from 10 exons. NCBI's taxonomy places the organism in Eukaryota, Metazoa, Chordata, Actinopteri, Perciformes, Cyclopteridae.
GGCUUGGAGGGAACAAAUGAAUAAAGAAGGAAGCCGGUGAACUUCUGAUCUCCAGACUCCGUUUGUUAACAUGUUAUAACCUCACACACGAACCCAGCUCGGUCACAUUUAUAACUAAAUAAAAGGAAUAACGCUUCAGAAUGUCAACAUAGUGGAUGUUUAAAGAAGUCACACCUUCAGGGUGACAUGGUUACCGUGUUUCUAUCCCCGGAGAGGAGUCGACUUAAUGAAGAUAUUUACGGACGGUUUUAGUUUAUUUUUAAUUUUUUUUUAAAUUAUAGGAGAUCGGAUAAUUUAGUCGUGGAAAGCGAGCCUCUAAAACCGCCUCUGAAGGACCAACGAAGAAGAGACAGAGGAAGAAGAUUAGGAACCUUCGUGCUGCGACUGCGGGGGUCAGUCGGCGGUGUUUGAAGGGAGCACCGACGCGACCACUGGGGAAGCAGCCGUUGUAGCUCACAGACCCGCGAGGAAGAUGAGCACCAAACAGGUGACCUGCAGGUACUUCCUCCACGGCGUGUGCAGGGAGGGAAGCCACUGUCUGUUCUCUCACGACCCAAACAACAGUAAACCCUCCACCAUCUGCAAGUUCUACCAGAGAGGAGUGUGUGCCUACGGAGAGCGCUGCAGGUAUGACCACAUCAAAUCUUCAUCCAGAGGAGGAGGAGGAGGAGGAGGUGGAGGACUAGGAGGAGGAGGAGGAGGAGGAGGACUAGGAGGAGGAGGAGGAGGAGGAGGAGGAGGAGGAGGAGGUGGUGGAGGAGGAGGAGGACUAGGAGGAGGAGGAGCUCCAGAGGAUCACGCCGGUCUAGAAGGAGCUGGGGGCGGGACUUCAGUCAGAGGUGGACUGAAGAAGACGAUGGUCCUCAGAGAAAGAGUCCUGGCUGUAGACAGCAUGUUUGGGGGUCCACCAGACAGUCUGGGGCCAGAUGUUACGUCGGUUGCGGCUGCAUCUCCUCAUUCGUACGUUCAAGCCACCAGGACGGGUCUGGACCCUUCGGCACAGGAACAAGCAGCCCCUCCCCCCAUGGGCGGGGCUUACCAGGACCUUCCCCAGCUGUGCCCCUACGCCGCCGCCGGACACUGCUUCUAUGAGGAAAACUGUACCUACCUCCACGGCGACCUGUGUGAGGUGUGCGGGCUGCAUGUGCUCCACCCACACGACCCGGAGCAGAGGAGAGCGCACGAGAAGAUGUGCAUGCUGGCCUUUGAGGCCGACAUGGAGAAGGCGUUUGCAGCCCAGCUGAGUCAAGACAAGGUGUGUUCCAUCUGUAUGGAGCUGGUGGUGCAGAAGCUGAAUCCCUCAGACCGCCGGUUCGGCAUCCUGUCCUCCUGCUGUCACACCUUCUGUCUGGCCUGCAUCCGGCAGUGGCGCUGCACCAGAAACUUCAGCAACAAGAUCAUCAAGUCGUGUCCAGAGUGUCGAGUCGUCUCAGAGUUCGUCAUCCCCUCGGUCUACUGGGUGGAGGACCAGGACGAGAAGGACCACCUCAUAGACCUCUUCAAGUCCGGAGUCAGUAAGAAGUCCUGCAAGUACUUCGAUCAGGGUCGAGGUUCGUGUCCAUUCGGAGGGAAAUGUUUGUAUCUUCACGCCUUCCCAGACGGCACCCGAGCAGAACCGGACCGGCCCCGGAAGCAGCUGAGCUCCGAGGGGAACGUCCGGUUCAUGAACAGCGUCCGCCUCUGGGAUUUCAUCGAGGAGCGCGAGCAGCGGCCGGCCUCGUCCCUGGACGACGACAUCACGGAGAUGAGGGAGCUCUUCAUGCAGAUGUCGGGGCCGAGCAACGACGGGCCGGAGAGCCCCCCCGCCGCAGACCACUAGAGGGACCGGACCACGUUCCGGUCCAGGGUCCGACCCCCCCAUCGCCCCCCCCCCAUCCCCCCCGUUUGUGGAUCUCUUUUUUUUUUCUGGGGGGGAAAUAUUAAAUCAUGUGCUCACUCUGCAGCUCUCUGGUGUGUUUCAGUCUGGAAAACUAAAAUGUGUACACACGUUUUUGGUAAUUGGUUAAUGAUCUAUUGUUACCAUUUUAUUUAUUGUGUAAAUAAGUAAAUACUGAGUCUGUGUGAAGUCGUUCCGUGGUGUUGUUCCCUCCAUGUAGUCAGCGAGGUAUGUUGCUAUUCAGAUAUCCAAUCAGGACAUUGAUUAGUUAUUAAUUACAGUGCUCUAGAAGGGCCAUGUAGGUACACUAGGGUCAUCUUUCUGCUGAAUGUCCGGCCGCUAACCGGCUUCUUGUGAUUUUUUUUUAAUUUAAAUUAUGACGACUAUAUAACACAAUUUCCUCACGGUUAAAAAUAUAUUUUUAAUCUCCAGAUAAUGUAGAUUCAGAUUGUAAUCAAUUCAGACGUCUUUAAAAAAACACCGUGGUGCAACACACACACACACACACACACACUAGAGGUAAUUAUGAAAAAUACAUAAAAAAUGAAUACGUG